This is a messenger RNA of Puntigrus tetrazona (Sumatra barb), 4046 nucleotides long. RefSeq names its product leucine-rich, glioma inactivated 1a (gene lgi1a). The coding region runs from base 1326 to 2942 and encodes 538 amino acids. Gene Ontology annotation, molecular function: protein binding. The transcript is spliced from 8 exons. Lineage: Eukaryota; Metazoa; Chordata; Actinopteri; Cypriniformes; Cyprinidae. Gene Ontology annotation, biological process: myelination. The record is from RefSeq and is a predicted model, not a curated record.
UAAUAUUGAGGCUAUUGUCAGCUAGCUAACUUCCAACUGAAAAAAAAUUGAAUGUUUAUUAUAUUAACCUAAGAGUAUUAGUAGAUUUAGGUAGGGUAGGUAGAACAUUCACAUAUUUCUAAGGUAUCCUAUACUCAGUAUGUCUGUUGAGAAACCAUCAAAACAAAGUGUUAGCAUGUAUUUAGCGACACACUGCUAAUACUCUGAUGAAGGCUAGCUGACAUGUAGUUAAGAGUUACUUAUCAACAGCUGUCUAAAGGGUACCAUAAAAAUGAUAAAACUGAUAUUAUAUAUAAAACAUUAAAAUUAAAAAUCAAAGCAAAUGUGUCACACAUUCAUCUGAUGUGAUAUCUGAUCUUAUUGCUGUUUAAGGGGGGACAUUUUUUAUAAUAGUAUAGUUAUUAUUAUUACUUAUAAGUGGUAUUUGACCACUUCAGGUAAAGUAACAUAAGUAAAAUGGCAAGAUAUGAGAAAUAUAAUCCAUUAACUUAAGUGGAUAAAUGAUCAUACUAUAAUCACAAAUAAGUAAAUAUUAUAACACAUUAAAACCAUCCAAGAGAUUAUACAUUCAUUAUACAUGCAUUAUAAAGCCUUAAGAAACCCCUCAUAAUGUAAAAAUACGUUUCAUAGAAAGUGUCACCCCAAGUUCAUUCGAAAUAGAAAAGAAAGAAAUCUUUGUACCACAUCUAAGUGUUAUGAGUAGACGUGUUCCUGUCAGAGGAUUUCUCUCCAGGUGGCGCUGAGGCUCAAGAAGCAGCUCCUCCACCGAUUCACAUCCAGAUCUUUCAUUUGCAAGUAUAAAUUAAAACUUAAAACGUUCAAAAUGGCCAUUUGAUGUGCUUGUUCCUUCCCCUGGAGAUCUGCGUCGCAAUCAUAUAUUUAAUUAUUGAUUAAAAAGCUCUCGUCGGUAAUCAAACGAAGGUUAGUGGUUCGUUCUGCUCAGCGCUGAGGAAAGUAACACGACCCACGUGACUCUGGACGCGCGCUGCUUCACACGUAGCCAUGAGAAAUAGCUUGAUGUCACGGGCAAAUUUCACUAGACGAUACAAUUUAAGGUACACGGCGAGUAAAUAAAAAUAAAUGGAAAUCCGCCGUGUCUGACCAGUUUGAAACAAGUGGAUGGGCUAAGCCCCGCCCAUUCCCCGACUGUGAUGCUGAUCGCCUUUCUCUGCGCGGAGCGUGUUUUUGUGGAUUCUACCUGCUUGUGCGGUUAACACAGUUUUAGACAAACAACGACAUCAGCAACACCUUGUCAUUCGGUGGAUUCCUCUCCGUUAUGAGCUCGUUGCUCGCACCGCGUCGGUGAAGGCUCGGGUUCGGUGAAGAUGGGUCUCAGGAGGACCGCGCUGCUCUUCUUCUUGUGCUCGCUGACGCUGGUUCUUCACGGCAGCCGCAGGAGACACGCGCGCUGCCCCGCGUCAUGCACGUGCAGCAAAGAUAACGCCUUGUGCGCCAGCACCGGAUCGAUACCGAGGAGCUUCCCGCCGGAUGUCAUCUCACUAUCAUUCGUCAAGUCCGGCUUUAAUGAAAUCCCUAAAGAGAGUUUCAUUCACACGCCAGCCCUCCAUCUUCUACUUUUCACAGCAAACAACUUUGAUUCCAUAAAUGAAGAUGCGUUCCUCGGUCUUCCUCACCUGGAGUAUCUUUUCAUUGAAAAUAACCAAAUCAAGUCCAUAUCGCCGUUUGCCUUCAGAGGACUCAAGUCCUUAAUACAUUUAAGUUUGGCGUACAAUAAUUUGGAGACACUACCGAAAGAUCUUUUCAAAGGGAUGGAAGCUUUGACUAAAGUGGAUCUGAGAGGGAAUCUUUUCAGCUGUGACUGUAAGUUAAAGUGGUUAGUCGACUGGAUGUUUCACACAAAUGCAACUGUAGAUCAGAUCUUCUGCAAUGGCCCUGAAGCUUACCAGGGCAAGAAGAUCAAUGACCUUGUGGCACAGUCAUUUGAUUGCAUAACAACAGAUUUUUCAUUGCUGAAGUCUCUUGACUUUCAGUCCAUUUCCGUCGAGGCCUUUGGGUUUGGCGGAGACCAGUUUGUUGUCUUCGCCCAGCCUUUCAUCGGCAGGUGUAGUUUCAUGGAAUGGGAUCACGUACAAAUGGAGUUCAGGAACUUUGAUAAUAUCACAAGCACCUCCACCGUCAUCUGCAAACCUCUAGUCAUCGACGGUCAGCUCUUCAUUAUAGUAGCCCAACUGUUUGGAGGCUCACACAUCUUCAAGCGAGAUGUCUCCGCAAACAAAUUUAUCAAAAUCCAAGACAUCGACAUUCUGAAAGUCCGAAAGCCAAAUGAUGUGGAAAUCUUCCACGUCGACGAAGAGUCUUUCUUCAUCAUAGCCGACAGCUCCAAGGCCGGCUCGACAACUAUUUAUAAGUGGAACGGCAACGGCUUCUACUCCCAUCAGUCUUUGCACCCCUGGCACCGUGACACUGAUGUGGAGUAUCUGGAGAUUUCUGGGAAGCCUCAUCUGAUCUUGUCCAGCAGCUCUCAGAGGCCGGUCAUCUACCAGUGGAACAAGAGCACCAAGCAGUUUGAACGGCGCACGGAUAUUCCAGAGAUGGAGGACGUGUACGCGGUCAAACACUUCACCGUGAAGAGCGAGCUCUACAUAUGCCUGACCCGCUUCAUCGGUGACUCCAAGGUGAUGAAAUGGGAUGGCAACAUGUUCACUGAGAUCCAGACCAUGGCCUCUCGUGGCUCCAUGGUCUUCCAGCCGUUCUCGAUAGCCAGCUGGCAGUACGCCAUCCUAGGCAGCGACUACGCCUUUACUCGGGUCUAUCGCUGGGACGCAAAGAAAAGACAGUUCAUUCACUUCCAGGAACUGAACAUUCAGGCACCCAGGGCUUUUUCUCUGGUGUUUAUUGACAACAGGGAGUUCCUUCUUGGCUCUAGUUUUAAGGGGCAGACACGUAUAUAUGAACACCUGGUCCUUGACUUGAGUAGCUGAUUUGCUUCAUCGGGACGGUUGAGGACUCAGUGGAUCUCGCAAAGAACCUGUCCAAAACACGCCCAGGUCAUGUUUACUAUUGUUUAAAGUAAAUGAAGCCUGUUUUAGGCUCUCUAUAGUGUUACCUUCUUUUUUGUACUGUACUGCUUAGUGUUCAGGUGAAAUAUUAUCACCAUGCCUAAAACUCAUAGCUGCCCUAAAUGGGCUUCAUUUUCUUUCUGCAAAACACUUUUUCCCCUUUUGAUUUUGGAGUGAAAUAUGACUAAGACGUUUUCAUCAGAUUGACCCUCCUCUUCUCAGCAUGAAGACUCUUUGCAUGAUGGUGCCGUUAAGUAGGUACCGCCAUUGAAAUUAUACAAGGGUUUGGUUUUUUUACAUUAUGUUCUCAUUGCACUCAUUCAUUUCUGUUGGUGUUUUUACUCUGUGACUACUGUAUUUUCAUUGAAAUACUUGCUAUCCUAUUUAUUAAUGUUUAUCUCGACUGAAACGGACAACUUGUUUACUGCUUUCUGUGUGGCAGCUGGGUGAAAUAAUUGAUAUGCAGAUUGGAAAUUUGAAAUACACAAACAGUUUGACCCUGAGUAGUGUGUAGUGUUACCAUUGUUUUUUAGCAUUUGCCUGUUUGUUUGAAUCUUAUUAACUACUAACCAGUGUCAGUACUUUUUUCAACAAGAUGAAAAUAUUUGUAAAGAGAUGAAGAGAUUCUAUAUCCCGACAUAAUGAAACUGAUGUUGUUUUACUGGAUACGUUUAUGCAUGCAGUUUCAUGCCUACAUUUGAGACACUGAUAGUAACUUUAAAUAAAGACUUUCCAGAAUGUUAAAUGUUGUAUAUUGUCAAACUGCGAGAGGUCAUUUUUCAGUGAUUCAGGAUGAAAUUACUUUCUUUCCACUUGGAAAAAGAAAUUUUGUGGGCUGUUGUUCUGAAAAAAGUUCAUGACCAUUCAAUAAUGUGUGUCACUGCCAUUAGACACAUUUGGCAUUAGUUGUAAUCCAACACAGCUAAGCCAGCGAAGACUGGAGACUCCAGGAAGGUGUGUUUAACCCGCACCCUGGUUUUUAGAUCACCAGGAAGUGAUCAUAACAUUAUAUGACUAUUUGAAUGA